CACGGGUAUUAUACUAGUGUGUGUGUUUUGGUUCAAAUAAGAACACCAUCUAAUGAGAUAAAUAAGAAACAAUCUUGGCCAUUAGAUCAACUGAUUUUCUCAGAUUCUCACGUGUGGGUUUGGAGGCCAAGAUGGUCAUUGCAACAUUUCUUCCCUUUUGUACAUACGUAUCUUUCCUUCUAUAUUUCUUUCCAUUAUAUUUUGUCAAUUAAUUAAACAUUUUAUUCCAUUCCUUUUGAGUUACGGAUGCCAUUCCAUGUACGUGAAAUCAAGCUGCUCGACUUUCUGACUAUCUCUUCCUCCCCAAAAACUCCGAAGCUCCAUUGAUGGAUAAAGAAGCUUUACAAAUAUCUCCUGGGUCAACUAAGUAUUGGAUCCCUGAAUGUGAUGAAACAUUUAAACCAAGGCUUGGCAUGGUAUUCAAAACCCUUGAGGACGGUAUUGAGUUUUAUAAGCAGUAUGCGGGUGCUUGUGGCUUCGACUCUCGUAUUGGUUCUCAAACUAAGGACCGCUGGCCUAGGACAGACACUAUUGUGUGGAAAUAUGUUGUGUGCAAUAGAGCGGGUUUCAAAAAUGUUGCUAAACUCAAGCCGCUAGAAUCCAGUCAUUCUCCCGUUUUUAGCGUUGUUAGUGAUGAACAACCAGAAUGCUCACAUAAUGACGUAGAGGCUCACAUUUUUCCCAAGCAACCAGAACCCUCCAAUGCUAUUCCGGACACCUAGGAAAAAAAACAGAGGCGUCGUGUAUCAAAUUGUGUUGGCUGCAAAGCACAUGCACAUAAGAUUGAGACUCAAUGGUCUUAAGGGAUAUGCAUGUUAUAACGUUAUUUGAAGAGCACCACAAUCAUCAUAUGUCAUCUGUGGAUGCAAGACCGUUUCUUAAAGUCAACAGGAAGUUGGAUUUUGGUCAUCAGAAGUUUGUUCUCAAUUGUGCAAAGGCUAAUAUUGGAACUAUGAAAUUGUACCGGCUGUACAAGGAAACUGUUGGAGGAUAUUGCAAUAUUGGUGCAAUGGCUGUUGAUUUCAAGAACUUUAAGCGAAAUUUGAAGGCAUACAUUUCGGGUGUGGAUGCACAAAUCCUAAUUGAUAAGCUUUUUUGGAAGCAAAAAACUUGUUCAACUUAAAUUUUUGAGUAUGACGUUGAGGAAAGUGAUCAAUUGACACGUCUUUUCUGGGC
Molecule: messenger RNA, 1176 nt
Organism: Cuscuta epithymum
Lineage: Eukaryota; Viridiplantae; Streptophyta; Magnoliopsida; Solanales; Convolvulaceae
Source: the annotation of a GenBank genome assembly